Hermetia illucens (black soldier fly) is the source of this 4271-nucleotide messenger RNA. It is a transcript of the gene Psa, whose product is annotated as puromycin-sensitive aminopeptidase. Gene Ontology annotation, molecular function: metalloaminopeptidase activity; peptide binding; zinc ion binding. NCBI's taxonomy places the organism in Eukaryota, Metazoa, Arthropoda, Insecta, Diptera, Stratiomyidae. Gene Ontology annotation, biological process: peptide catabolic process; proteolysis. The transcript has 7 exons. Bases 32 to 3340 code for a protein of 1102 amino acids. Gene Ontology annotation, cellular component: cytoplasm. The record is from RefSeq and is a predicted model, not a curated record.
CGGGACGUCACCGCUCAUUGUUUUGUUUCGGAUGAGGUUAUCUGCAUUCGGUAUGAGUCUGACUUUAUUUUCUCUUCUGUUGAAAAGCACCCGAGGUUCUGAUGGCGGCAUCCGUUCCAGUGGGCGACUGGCUUCAGGACUGAUAAGGACCUCAAUAUGCCACCCAACUAACCAUCCCGUUUCCCCGUACGGAACUAACCAUGCCAGCUGUCAUCCCACUGCGCUUCGAAGUGACAGCAGCCGCGGCAGCUAUGCGGUGGUCAGACGACAUUUGUGUCACUGUGCGACUGGAAGUCGAAGUGGGUCUUGUCACAGAGUCAGCGGAAUCGCGAACGUCUGCUCCCCAUUAGCCGUGCGCCAAUCGAAGCAAUCGCAUCCAGAGCGACUCAAACCGCAGUCGAAAUUGUUUUCUACAUUUACGGCGAAUUUUCUGAAUCGUGAGCAACGAAUUUCCCGAAAAGAUUGUGCAUUAUCAGUGCUGCGUGAAGGUGCCGUUAUCGCGAGUGUUUCCCGUCACUACGUUGUGCCCGCGGCGACCACGUCGAGGAAAACUGUCACGUUAUCGCCGAUAAAAGCUGCUUUCAGUGGCGAAUCGAGUGCAGGAUUAUUUGCCAGUCAUAGUCGAGGGAUCUUCUCGGAAAGUGGAACGUCAGUGCAACCUGCGGAAGACACAAGGGGAACCGUGAGAAAGGAUUCAGCGGCAACAGACACCAUGGGCAAAUGUUCGGAAUUUUCACGCCUGCCUACCAACGUUCGGCCGAGGCAUUACUGCCUGCAGCUGCGUCCCAACUUGGAGGCAUUCACUUUUGAAGGAUCGAGCGUGAUUAAGAUUCAGGUUCGUGCCGUCACCAACACCAUAGUCCUGAAUGCGCUCGAUUUGCAAAUUAGGAAAGCCACCGUAGAAACAAGUAAAGGGACUUCCCUGAAAGCCAAAGAUAUUACAUUUUCGCCAGAUCAAGAAACAGUAACAUUGAAAUUCGACAACAACUUAGAUCUUGGGGAUGGUCAGCUAUCUCUGGAAUUUAGUGGUGAACUGAAUGACAAAAUGAAAGGGUUCUAUCGGAGCAAGUACUUCACAAGCACCGGUGAAGAACGUUAUGCCGGAGUUACACAGUUUGAGGCGACAGACGCAAGGCGCUGUUUCCCGUGCUGGGAUGAGCCUGCAAUCAAAGCAACCUUUGAUAUAAGUUUAGUUGUGCCAAAGGAUCGUGUAGCUUUAUCGAACAUGCCCGUAAGAUCGCAGAAGGAUCAUGGCGAUAGUUAUAAAAUUAUAGAAUUUGAUACGACUCCCAUCAUGUCAACUUACUUGGUGGCUGUUGUUGUUGGCGAGUAUGAUUAUGUGGAAGGAACUUCAAGUGAUGGAGUUCUUGUUAGAGUGUACACACCAGUUGGAAAAAAGGAUCAGGGAACAUUUGCUCUAGAAGUGGCGACCAAAGUGCUGCCUUACUAUAAAGAAUACUUUAAUAUUGCAUACCCUCUACCAAAGAUGGAUUUGAUUGCGAUUGCGGAUUUUUCAGCUGGCGCUAUGGAAAAUUGGGGACUGGUAACUUAUCGAGAAACAUUCGUCCUGGUUGAUCCAGAAAACACAUCUUUGAUAAGGAAGCAAUCAAUUGCGCUGACGGUAGGGCAUGAAAUCGCCCACCAAUGGUUUGGAAACUUGGUGACAAUGGAAUGGUGGACCCAUUUAUGGCUGAACGAAGGCUACGCUUCAUUUGUUGAAUUCCUUUGCGUCAAUCACUUAUUCCCUGACUAUGAUAUUUGGACACAAUUUGUUACUGAUAUGUACACACGUGCAUUGGAACUGGAUUGUCUACAGAAUUCGCAUCCUAUCGAAGUACCUGUCGGCCACCCAUCUGAAAUUGAUGAGAUUUUCGAUGAGAUAAGCUACAACAAAGGUGCCAGCGUCAUUCGUAUGCUUCACCAUUAUAUCGGAGAUGAAGAUUUCCGAAAAGGAAUGAAUAUAUAUUUAACAAGACAUCAAUAUAAUAAUACAAAGACUGAAGAUUUGUGGAAUGCGCUGCAGGAAGCAAGCAGUAAACCAGUUGCAGCUGUGAUGUCUACGUGGAUUAAACAAAUGGGAUUUCCAGUAGUCAGUGCUUCACUGAAGCAAGAAGGCGACAGCCGAAUCCUUCAUCUGAAGCAAUCAAAAUUCACUGCAGAUGGAUCAGAUGCACUUGAACAAUAUUUUUGGAUGAUUCCCAUAACGAUUUCAGUGUCUUCGAAACCUGAUGAAAUUGCCCAUCAAUUCAUUAUGGACAAAGUGGAAACAGAUAUACCCCUACCUGAACUGAAAGAAAAUGAAUGGGUUAAAAUUAACCCUGGGACAGUAGGCUAUUAUAGGACCAAAUAUACACCGGCUAUGCUGGAAAAGUUUAUUCCGGCUAUCAAGGAUUUGUCAUUACCACCGUUGGAUCGCCUUGGACUUUUGGACGAUCUUUUCGCUAUGGUACAAGCCGGACUAACUCCGACUGUAGAGGCCUUAAAACUGAUAGAUGCCUAUCGUAAUGAGACUAACUAUACUGUGUGGUCAUCAAUUACAAAUUGUCUAACAAAACUACAAAUUUUACUAUCGCAUACUGAUUUAGUUGAGCAAUUCAACAAUUAUGGAGUCAGUUUGUACAGACCUGUUGCGUAUAAAUUGGGCUGGGAUGCUAAACCGGAUGAAAGUCAUCUGGACACACUUCUUCGAAGUCUGGUGCUGAACCGCCUCGUGUCGUUCAAUUGUAAGAAAACCUGUGCAGAAGCAAAGAAAAGAUUCGAACUUCACGCCAGCGGAGCGGCUAUUUUGCCUGCAGACUUGAGAACAACGUGCUAUAAAGCAGUGUUGCAGGAUGGCGACGAACACACUUUCCAAAAGAUGUUAUCAUUGUACAGAGCAACCGAUUUACACGAGGAGAAAGAUCGAAUUUCUCGGGCAUUAGGUACAAUUCGGAACGUUAACGUACUUAAGAAGGUUAUCGACUUCGCAAUGUCAGAAGAAGUUCGUGCUCAGGAUUCGGUGUUCGUGAUUGUUGCGGUCGCAAUGAAUCCAAAGGGCCGUGAUAUGACUUGGCAAUUUUUCAAGGAGAAUAGCAAAAAGUUACUUGAACAAUACCAGGGUGGAUUUCUGCUGGCUCGUCUGAUAAAGUAUUUAACAGAGAAUUUUGCAUCAGAGGAACGUGCUGCCGAAGUUGAACUCUUCUUCCAUGAUCAUGAGUUCCCGGGUACUGAGCGCACUGUGUCGCAGUCGGUGGAAACGAUUCGUCUGAAUGCUGCGUGGUUGUCGCGUGACCUUCAAAGUACAACGAAGUAUCUCUUGGAAAGCACGAAAAGUAAAUACAAGGCUGCCGAAGCAAAUUGAACAUCUGCAGUAAUCGUUGAUUGGUUAACUGUUUCUAAAUGUUUGCUCGCUUAUUUGCAAGUUGAGCAGAAACAGUUAGUUGGUUGCGUAAACCAGAAUAGGAAAGAUUUUUAGAUUAUCAUAUAAUUAGCUUUAGAACAGAAACACGAUGUAGAUCAGAAAGGGGAGUUCACGUACGUAAAGUAAUUUACAUUCCUGGGGAGAAACAAUAUUUUUCCAGGUUAAGAAAAAUUUGGUAAACUUUUAUGACAGAAAUAGAUAAAAUUCCCAGUCUGAGCAGUUAUCCUUUCCCACAAAACUUUAUCACUAAGGGAGAGGAGGGACUGAUCAAGAUUUAUGAUUCAUACCACAUUAACUUAGAUAUGAAUUUGCUCGUUUUUUUAAAAAAUAGUCGGAAAUUGUAUUGAUACCAACUCAACCGCUCUGAUCUACUUCAUAGACAUAAACACGCUCCGCCGAAAUAAUCAACACAAAAACGCAUUUGAAUUUUAAACCAAAGCCAUGUUAAUUACCAUUGCCACCAUAAAUCACACAAUACACACUCACACGAUUAAAUGAAGGUAUGCAGCUAAGCAAUAAAUUAUUCUUUAGAGAAAAAGGUUUCGCGAAAUAGUCGGAAAUGUAAAUGGUUCGUGUUAUCUAGUUUGCUCGGGUGUUGAUAUUUGCCAUGUUCUUCAGAAUAUUAUAAACAGCAUUACAUUUACAAUAUAAUUUUGUGUUUUCAAUUUCUUGUAUGCAGACCAGUAUCUAGAUCAAUUUUCUAAUUUAUAUCAAGUAUUUUUGUGUAUUUUGUUAAUGCGAUUGAAUUGCAUUCUUAGCACUUUUUUGUUGACUUUUUUGACUAGAAAUUCGAAAAUUCGAAAGCCAUUUAAUACUUGUAUGAUGUUUACAAUAAAAAUACAAUGUAAAUAUUAGGUUUUCAAUCUAAGUA